AUGUCUUCAACAAAAGCCGUCAUCCUGGUCGGAGGACCUUCCAGAGGGACCAGGUUCAGGCCUCUUUCUCUCGAUGUGCCAAAGCCCCUUUUUGAAGUCGCUGGCCACCCCAUCAUCUGGCAUGCUCUCAAAGCUGUCACGAAAAUCCCCGAUAUUCGUGAAGUUAUCCUGAUUGGAUACUAUGAUGAGGCAGUCUUCCGUGAUUUUAUCAAGGACUCGACCCAGGAGUUUCCCCAGUUCAAAAUCCAGUAUCUCAGAGAAUACCGCGCCUUGGGUACCGCGGGCGGCCUGUACCACUUCCGUGACGCAAUCCUCAAGGGUCGUCCUGAGCGCUUCUUUGUUCUCAAUGCAGACGUAUGCUGUUCGUUCCCCUUAGUCGAAAUGCUCAAGCUGUUCGAAGAGAAAGACGCCGAAGCCGUUAUUCUAGGCACUAGAGUUAGCAACGAGACAGCUACUAAUUUUGGCUGUAUUGUCUCCGAUACCCACACAAAGCGUGUGCUGCACUACGUGGAAAAGCCAGAAUCUCACAUAUCAAACCUAAUCAAUUGUGGUGUCUAUCUAUUCGCCACAGAAUGCAUUUUCCCUUCUAUCAAGAGCGCGAUAAAACGCCGCACCGCUCGCCCACGCUUGCUCUCUUAUCCAUCUUCCGAGCAUCUUGAGUCAUCCUAUGCGGGCGAGCAAGCCGAAGAUGCCGAGAAAUCUGAAGUACUUCGCCUUGAACAGGAUAUUCUUCCUGAUCUUGCUGACAGCAAUCGUUUCUUCGUGCACGAGACGAAGGACUUCUGGCGUCAGAUCAAGACUGCUGGCUCCGCCGUUCCAGCCAAUGCUCUUUAUCUCCAAAAGGCAUUCCAGUCAGGAUCAGAUGAGCUUGCAGCCCCCUCAGCUACGAUAGUUCCCCCAGUUUACAUUCACCCCACUGCUACCGUGGAUCCCACCGCUAAACUCGGACCCAACGUUUCCAUCGGCGCUCGUGCUGUGAUUGGUGCAGGUGCUCGUAUCAAGGAGUCGAUCGUUCUUGAGGAUGCAGAGAUCAAGCAUGAUGCCUGCGUCCUGUAUUCGAUUAUCGGAUGGAACAGCCGGGUCGGAGCUUGGGCCCGUGUUGAAGGCACUCCAAUACCGGUUGGCACCCAUUCUACUACCAUCAUCAAAAAUGGAGUGAAGGUUCAAAGUAUCACAAUUCUGGGUAAGGAGUGUGGUGUUGGUGACGAAGUUAGGGUGCAGAAUUGCGUCUGCUUGCCCUACAAAGAGCUGAAGCGGGAUGUUGCGAAUGAAGUUAUCAUGUAG
Ophidiomyces ophidiicola is the source of this 1284-nucleotide messenger RNA. RefSeq lists its product as uncharacterized. Gene Ontology annotation, cellular component: cytoplasm. Gene Ontology annotation, molecular function: transferase activity. The transcript has 4 exons. Bases 1 to 1284 code for a protein of 427 amino acids. NCBI's taxonomy places the organism in Eukaryota, Fungi, Ascomycota, Eurotiomycetes, Onygenales, Onygenaceae. The record is from RefSeq and is a predicted model, not a curated record. Gene Ontology annotation, biological process: biosynthetic process.